This is a messenger RNA of Marasmius oreades (fairy-ring Marasmius), 930 nucleotides long. RefSeq lists its product as uncharacterized. NCBI's taxonomy places the organism in Eukaryota, Fungi, Basidiomycota, Agaricomycetes, Agaricales, Marasmiaceae. Gene Ontology annotation, cellular component: mitochondrion. The transcript is spliced from 7 exons. Bases 1 to 930 code for a protein of 309 amino acids. Gene Ontology annotation, molecular function: enoyl-CoA hydratase activity. Gene Ontology annotation, biological process: fatty acid beta-oxidation. The record is from RefSeq and is a predicted model, not a curated record.
AUGCUGUUCUCUUUCCCCACACGACUGAACGUGAACUCCCGCAUUCUCUCAAAUUUUUCCUUCGCCCCCAACCGUAAUAACCUCAAUGCCCCAUUAAAAUGCCUUGGGCUAGGCCUGAGGUACAUGUCUAUAGCGCCAGAGGUGAAAGGCGAAGCAUUCCUGGAAGCCGUCUCUGAGUAUCCCGGUAUUACAUGUCUCGCGCUCAAUCGACCAAAAAGCAAGAAUGCCAUCUCAGUGAACUUACUAAAGGAAUUGGGGGAAUGUCUUGACAGUGUUCAAUUUGACAACACUACUCGCGUUCUCAUUGUGAAGUCCACCAGUCCAGAUGCCUUCUGUGCAGGAGCAGAUUUAAUUGAGAGACGUUCGAUGUCCCAAACCCAAGUCAACAGAUUUCUGUCUGAUUUGCGAGCCGCACUCGGAAAGUUAGAGAACCUCCCCAUGCCCACAAUUGCUGCUAUUGACGGACCCGCACUCGGAGGUGGUCUUGAGCUCGGUUUGGCUUGUGAUCUGCGCGUCGCAGCACGUAGCGUCACGAAGAUCGGACUUCCUGAAACAUCUCUCGGUAUCAUUCCCGGUGCUGGUGGGACUCAGCGUGCUGCUAGGGUGCUUGGCAUUUCCAAAGCGAAGGAUCUCAUCUUUACUGCAAGGAUGCUACCAAGUUCGGAAGCACUGGAAUGGGGUUUGAUCGACUACGUCUCCGAGACCACUGCCUAUGAACGUUCGAUUGAACUUGCGGAGAAGGUUGCACGGAAUGCACCUUUGGCUCUUCGUGCCGCCAAACGAGCCAUUUCACGUUCCGAGGAUCUUCCUUUAGAGGCCGGCUUGGAUUUCGAGCGGAUAUCAUACGAAACCUUACUUCCGACCAAGGAUCGUAUUGAAGCACUCAAUGCAUUCAAAGAGAAACGUCGGCCUCAAUUCAAAGGAGAAUAA